Messenger RNA from Odontomachus brunneus, 12335 nucleotides. RefSeq lists its product as uncharacterized. Bases 1174 to 9084 code for a protein of 2636 amino acids. Lineage: Eukaryota; Metazoa; Arthropoda; Insecta; Hymenoptera; Formicidae. Gene Ontology annotation, molecular function: chromatin binding. The record is from RefSeq and is a predicted model, not a curated record. The transcript is spliced from 22 exons.
CUCGACGGUGUAGACGUCGGUGGUUACGUCGCGUUUGCGUCGCACGCAAUCCCGUCCGGGUCUACCGGAAGUGUAGUAGCGCGGCUCCGGCCUCCAAAAGUUCGAUCCCGCUUGGCCCAGCGCGACCUUUUAUCCGCCGUGCUCGCGGCUCGUCUACCUCGAGAGGUCUGCUGUGUGCCGGUGGUUGUUGUCCCCCGGGAGUCGCGUUUCGAAACCGGACGAUCGAACGCCGUCGCGGGGCUAGCCGUUCGAUCAUCGCGGCGAUACUCGUCGGUGAGUGGCGCGGAACGUCGCGGAACGCGACGAGGGGAGCGCUCUGCGUCGUGAGUGUGCCGCGCUCGCUCUCCCCGAGGACGUUCUACGCGGACGAGAGCGCGGCUUUAAGCUGCGCCCGGCGCGAUACCGGCGCCUGUAUUAAAGAGAGAUAUGCCCGAAGCGGGGACGGUGCGCGUCAACUGACAGCCGUGCAGCAGCGUCGUCGCAGCCGUGGUCGAUUGGCGGGCCGACGGGGACGCUUAUCCGGGCGGUGUGUGUCAGUGUGUGUGUAUCCUGACGACAGGAUAUCGUGAAGGGAUGCGAAGCUGCCGGGCUGGACACGUCGCGCACGUCGGCCGACGAGAGACGACGGCUCGUCGCGAGUGCGGCUCUGCGUUCUGCGCCAACCGCGACCGCCCGUGCAAGAUGUAGAGGUGCCACCGCGAGCAUCUUCGUCGCGAACGGUAGGCGACGACCGGUUCGUCGACUCUUCGCCCGCUCGUCCAUCCGUCCACCAACCAACCAACCAACCAACCAACCAACCAACUAAUCAACCAACCAACCUCUCCGUCAAUUUGUUCGUCGAAGCGAGUUCCUCUCGCUGAAAACGACGGUGAACUUUCUCGAGUGCGGUGAACGUCGUCGCCGUCGAGUAGCGCUGUUUCACCGUUGCUGCUGUCGGGGAACAGACGGGAGGCACGUCGCGGAGAGCAACCCCCGUCGUCGGCCGCUUGACACUCGUUUCCGCCGUGCGAUGUGCCAGUGAGGAACCGUGUGUUGUUGCCGUGCUGCACCCGACGACGACUCUCGCUCUCGUCGCGCCAGGAUGAUGACGAGAGGCCCUCGUCUGUCGGACGCGUUCGACUAGUCGUCACAGUGGAGUUCUGCUUAAUCGCAGCCUCGGGAGGGGGUGGUUCGAUGUUGGUCCCUCCCGUGGCCCAAAGUGCGACCGGGGAUCGUCCCGUGGGGGACACGGUGGCACGGGCCCAGCAGACGACCGGCCCUGCCGCUACGACGACCCUAUGGCCUUUGGCACCUGCGCAGCCCAAUCAGGUUCCCAAUCAGCAGACCCAGGGCAUACCGUCCCUAGCCGCUACGCCUGCGCCCGCUCACAAUCAAGGUGCGAGCCGCUACGGACUGUACUCGUUAUUCCCGGGGGGUGGCGGGGGCAGCUACGUCGCUGCCACCCCCGCCACCCCCGGUCCACCGGCGCCAGCGCGGGCUUAUCACGCGACGACUCACAAGGAACGUACAGUUUCAGAGAGCGUGUUUUCCGCGGCGGUGGGGGUGGGGGUGGGUGGCUACACCUGGGGCGCUCCCACGCCGCCGCCGGGAUCGCCCUACAGCCCGGUGCCCGUGGCGCAGCUGGAGCUGCUGGCGAAAAAUUUGGCGAACCUGGCGCCCGCGGGCCAACAGGCCUUGAGUCUGCAGGGUGUCGGUGUGAACGUGGGUAGCCUGCAUCACGCGCAGCAUACACAGCACACGCAGCACACACAGCACACCCUCAAUCUCACCGGGCUCCACCAUCUGCAUCAUGGUGGCCUCCACCAAAACGCGUUCUCGCCCCAGCUGUCCCUGGUGACCGGCAGCGCGCCGACGCUCACCAUCAACAGCUUCUCCUCGCCCAACUCGACCAACGGCGUCGUGCCCACCACCGGCGUUCUCCUGCAGGAGUACCAGUCGCCGACGGGGACGACGGCGUCGGCGGGAUGUACCGUCACCGUCAAUGGCCCUACGGGCCUGACCAGCAGCAUCUCGAGCAGCAGCAUGAUGGUGCACGGCGGCGGCAACAACCAAGUCUGCAGUCAGGCCGUUCAGGCCGCGACGAAGAAGCGGGAGGCUUUCCUUCCCAGCCAAGGCCAACCGGUGAAGCUGGAGAACAAAUCGACGAGGACGUCGUGUCUUUGCAGGAACAGCAACGGGAAGACAAAGAUAGUGCACUCGGACGUGGGGUGCAGCAGGACGCUACCUGUCGCGUCGUCCUGGAACGGGCAGGACGGUGCUGGUGCUAACAAUAGCGGUGCUAGCCUGGUGAAGAGGGAACCCUUAGCCUCGGUUCCCUGUCAAGUCGCGGAGGUUUCCACGUCCCUUCACGCCACCACCACCUCCGUCAAGAUCGAGCCCGUUCCACCCAAGUCCGAGAACGGAAUAGUGGUGUCCAACGCAGGAGCCGGUGGCAUACCGGUCGGCAUCGCCGUGGCGAGGCAGCGAUUGCAGCAUCAGGAGACUUCAACGUCUAUGCGCAAUGUGUCUUUAAGUCAUCACACGUCGCAUCACGCGAGCUAUCAUCAUUUCCAGCCCGACAGCCUCGGUUCCAGCACGGCCAUGGCGGUAGGCGGCACCACCCUGGUGCAGUGCGGAGGACCUGAUGGGGAGGAUCGUGCGGCCCACCUCGCCAUUCCCUCCGGGACGCUCGCGCCCUCACUGAACCUGAAUUCCAGUCUGAAUUCCAGCCUGAAUUCCACCCUGGGCAGCAUCGGCACAACGGCGACCGAUACGGCCGCUGCGUGGCCGCCUACGUUGUGGCAGUAUCCGGCUACGGCGGCUGCAGCGAUGCCAACGGAGCCGAUAAACUUCCCGCAGAUGGGAGUCGGUCUUCAGGGUGGCUUACAGCUUGUUCGCGAUCCGGCCAGCGGUCAUCUUCUUCUGAUUCAUGCUGCGGAACAAAUGCAACAAGCAGUAGUGUGGCCGAAUUAUGCGAAUCAUGGCGGUAAUGUUGCGCCACCUCCGCUUUUGCUGCCCCCGGCUCCACCUUCGAUUCAAGUACUCGGCGACAUCGGUGGCGCGAGACUGGUGCUCGCCGACAACAAGAGGAAGCCACCAAGCACGCUGCCGAUUGUCAAAAUCGAAGCAGAUUGCAGCAGCAGUCCAACCACCAUAAUAAGUACGUCCACGGAAUCGACCAAGGCGUUACAGGCCGUGACCUCCGUGACGGGCGCGUUGGUGCCGGAGGCACCUUUGGUCACCACCCUGCACUACUAUCCGCACGCGCCCGCUCUGGUGCAGAUUAGUCAACCCGAGCCUACGCACUGCAGGUCGCAGGCCACGUCGCCAGUCUCGUGUCUGACCCCCCCGCCGGAAGUGCCGACGGUUCACGCGAUCGAGCCGCCGUUAUACGGGGUGCAGGACGCCUCGAAUCAGACCGAGACGCCCGAGGACACCGAGGAGCAGCCUCCGCUUGUGAAGCAGGAGCAGAACCUGAGUCCUUGCCAAGUCGCGCAGUCAGGCACGAACAUGACCACCGCGAACUUCGAGAUCGUUGCGUCGCCGGAGAGGAUAUGCAACGUGGUGAGGAUCACGACGACCACGACCACGGUGAAUCCGAUCUGCGGCAUCGUCACCAAGGUGGACAAGGCGGAGAACACGAUCAUCAACAUGGCAGACUGCGCCAAGUACUCGGCUAAGGACUGCAUGAGCCUCAAAGGGAUCGAGCACGACAGAAUCAACGAGGAGGCCGGCAAAGAGGACAAGAUGAGCUGCAGGGAGGGCAGAAUCGGCGCCAGGAUCAUCGAGAUCACGGAGGAGAACUGUGAUAGCUUCCACGAGAACCUCGAGUUCUUUGCGAGGAGGAAAAACGUCAGCGCGAGCCAGCGCGAUCGUCGCGACAGUUACUCGUCGAAGGACGACGAGAACGUGAGAAAGGAUGUUAGUAUUCAGAACAGGGCGGAGAUCGAAUCGAGGAAGAACAGCAACAUUCCGGAAAGCAUCGGAGCCCAGCGUCAGACGGGCUCCAGGACAUCCGAGGCGCGGAUCUUCGACGAGUCGAAACCCAGUGUCGACUCGACGGAAUUGUCGGCCGCCAAUUGCGAGAGCUGCGACAAGAACCGAAGUACCUGCUCGAUCGGCGAGGCUCGGCCUCACAUCACGGUCAAGUCGUUCGACAUGCCCAACAUCGAUUGCGACGACCAGGAGGAACAACCGGUGGUCAUCAAGCAGGAGGCCGACGACAGCUGCUACGAGAUUUGUUAUGAGUCUCAAUGCGAGCCGACGUCCACCAGCGAGCGGCUUCGGUUGCAGGAGCCGCCCAAGCGACACUCGCUGGAGAAGUCUCACCCGGGCAUCGAGAAUGUAGUGGAGAAGCUGAAAAAGAAUGCCGCGGCUCUACAAGAAACCACGCCGCCGCCUCCGAAGGCCUCCGACGAGGAGGCCGCGGAAAGAUUGGCGGAGAGCGUAAAAUCGAGAAGGUAUUCCGAGACGAUCCCCAAGAAGCUGCAUAUCCUGCGAUCCUGUGCGAGUUCCUUGGAGGCCGUCGACACCGAGGUGUCCUCCUCGCAAAUAUCGUCGGACCAAAUGGACGACGACAGCCACUCCUUGGCCGGCAGCAAGUGCGACUCGUCCAAGGAGUGCCUGCUUAGCGACAACAACAACGACAGCAGAAGCAACAAUAAUAAUAUUAAGGCGCUCAUGGAAAAGAGACUCUUCGUCAAGAGCGAGAAGACUCUCUUCGAGAUUACUGGUCACAUUAAGCCCAAGACUAUCUGGAGCUGCGAGAUGCCAGUCGCCGAGGAGCUUCAUGCGACUCGCAAACCCGACCUCGUCGCCGAGAACGCGCCUUCAGAGCCGAGGUCCAGAAUGGCCAAGCAAAAGCCGAGCGACGUGAGCUUCGACGUGAGCGGUCUUGAACUGUUGUCAAACAGCAUCGAGCAGCUGGAGCAGGGAAUCGGUCAGUUGAAACACCCGCAAUUGGACGUGAGUAGUGCGGAAGAGCUACCGGCCAAGAGUAAAUUGUUAGGUCAGCAGGGCGAGAACAACAACAACAACAAGGUCAACAACUUCGUAUUUCUCUGCGCGUUGGCCGAAGAAACAUUACAGAAUAUGGAGGAGGUGAACGACGAGAUUCCUGAGAAGUUGAGCUUGGAAAGUUCGGAGGAAAUCUCGCAUGCCGGCAGAUUGUUGAUGAACUUGGGCAGGAAUGCUCAUCUCGAGAAGAACGGUAAGAGGAAAUAUCCUGAAAUCGAUAAUCACCAUUCCAAGCGAUUUAAGGUCGAUGAUCGUGAGGAGGAAGAAGAGGAGGAAGAAGACGAGGAAAACAAGGUUGGCAAGAAAGUGUCGUCGGAUUAUUACGAGGAAGGUGCGACAAGCAAGACUGUCGGAGCAGCCGACAAGCUGCAGGAAGAGGCCUUUUUGAAACUGAAAGACAAAACCGAGCGCGUCGACGACUUCUUAACGGAGAAUACUGAUAACGACGUCGAUGAAGAGGGAGAAGAGAAAGCUACCGUUGUGAAAGGGCACUCUCUCGACAUUGAAAAUCAUUACGCUAAUAGACGCGAACUCAUGAAAAAUCUCCAAGUUAUCGCGAACGAAACCGACAAGUCGCGCAGAUACGACGCGUGUUGCGAGAAGAACGCCAAAGAAGGCACGUCGUCAGACGCGAACGACGAGGUGUUCGAGGCGAACAGCCCUUCCGAACAAUCAAGCAGCUACGAAAUAGAGAAAAGGCAGUUGUCUAUCGAAGAGAGAGACUACAAGAAUACACGUGCGAAGUUAGAGGCGAAGAAAUUCGCAAUGAGGAAGGACAGUCGCGACAACGACGACUGGCCGAACAUGAACGCUAUGGAGCUGGACAUGAGGGCGAGGAUGGCCAAGCUACAAAAACAGUACCAGGAGAAGCGGAAGGAACUCGGCGAGCUGGAAAAGCUGAUUCCCAAGAAAGACGACAAAAAUAAACCCGGUAGGCCGCGAAAGAAGAGCCACUCCUCCAGUUCCGAGCACGGUCCACUGUCGUCGCCGCCCGCAUUUGAUAUCGCCUACUCUCCGCAAAAGUCACCGCCGAGACCACCAGCUUCACCAAGCAGCCCGCCUCCGCCCUUGACUUCAACCGUGCUGACCAUGCAGAGGUGCAACGUGAACCUCGUCAAGCUUGGCGAGCCCAAAAGCCACAUCAAACUUUUAGACAGUAUACCCAGCAUCCCGAUACCGCCAGUACCACCGGUUCCAUCGCCGGUCACGGUCUCACCGCCCGGCAAGCCGGAAGAUGACGAGAAGAUCGCGGGAAGGUUGGAUUACGAGACGUCAUCACCGGUGCUUACGAUCGCGAACUCAAGUUCCGCGUCUAAGAAGAGGAAGGUGGGUCGACCGAAGAAGUUCAUGUGCACCUCGGGCAGUACCAGACACCUGACGGAAACAAUCGUCGCGAAGAAACCCAAGAGCAAGAGCUCCCUGGUGGGAUACGUGUUGUCGUCGAAAAACAGGCAUCUACAAACGAAGCAGUAUAUAAGCAAAACCGGCUAUACACCGUUACCGUUCAAGUCUGGGGUGCUGCCUCUGAAGUCACAGGCCAAGUCACAGAAAAACGUGAAAACACGAACGAGGCAGGCGACAAAGCUAGCGAAGCAGACUCCCUUACACAACAAGAAUGUCAUCAGUUCGAUCAUCGCUGAGAAGGCAAAGCUGAGUCAAGAGGUCAAGCUUGAGAAGAGCAGCGCCAAAGUUAAACCGAAACUCAAAGCAGAGGUGGUGCUAAAACAAUGGGAAGACGAUGAAACGGAUACAGCAUUGCCUAAAGAUCCCGUGACUGAAAGAACCGUCGAGGCGACAUCGCUAGCAGAUUCACUGUCGAAGAGAGAGCUCCGACACGAGAGGUCGAAGAAGAAGAGGCGAAAGUCCAGCACGUCCUCGUCGAUCAGUCAUGACAAGAAAAAAUCCAAACGUUGCGCCACGAUAGACUGUCAAACAUACUUGGAAGACACGAUGGCGAAUCCAUGCAGAUUGACGGCCACGCAUUUAGCCACUGAUCAGCUGCGAGUUCUUCAGCUACGAGGCGGCCUAUUUUAUGCGGGUAGACUCUGCGCAGUGCAGCCACCCGACGUUUAUUCUAUAACUUUGGACGGUGAACGCGGAAAUAAGCCACAAUUCUACUCUACUGAGCAGAUUCUGAGAGACACGAUCGUAGAAGUAUUCCCGAGCUCGACCAAGGAACUGACGCCUGGCACAAGGUUAUGCGCGUACUGGAGCGAACAGUACAGGUGCUUGUACCCGGGGACCGCCGUAGAGCCGAUAGAACCUAACACGGACCAUGACGACAAGUAUGUCAGCGUAGAAUUCGAUGACGGUGACAGCGGUAGAAUCGACCUGAGCAAUAUACGACUGUUGCCUGCCGGCUAUCCCGUCAUAGAAUAUGAUCCGAAUCCCCUCCUCACGUUAGGCAAACGACGACGUCAGAGAUCGUCUUCGGGUGAGAAACUACGAUCGACUUCCAGUGAUCAGGUCGGACCGUCGUUAUUUGGCGACGUGGCUUUUCCCGAGUCUUAUUAUCCUUCUCUAAAGCCGCAAGAAGCGCAGAAAUCGAACGAGCUCGAGGAGGAGGCGUUGGACGCGUACCGCGAGAGGAAACGCACAAAAAAGAGAAAGAGGAAGCUCAAGAGAUUGGAAGAAGGAAAGAAGAAGCAUAGGAAACACAGGUCUUCUGAGGAGCAUCGCAAGCACAGGCAUAGGAAACACCGAAAGCAUAAGCACAAACAUCACGGCAGCCACAGCGAGGCCAGCUACGUCAGCGGAGAGAGUAGUUCGGCCGAACAAAAGAGCGAGGAGGAACUUGCCAAGGACUUGAUGAGUGCUAAUACCGGACACUACAUCAGCCAGGGAACGUCACCCAAGGAGACACACGCGAUUGUCUUGCCCCAGGUGAUAAGUCUCGAAAAUCUUCUGCCAACGGAGAUGACGUUUGUCAGACGGUCGUCCCACAGUAUAGAGAUCGAAGAGCCAUCGAACGAAACUGUCGAAGAGCCGAUAAACGAAGAGCCAGAAGAACAAUUGCAGAACAUAGAGCCUGAGGAACAGUUCUUGGGGCAAAUGAACACCGAACAAUUAUCCUCGGAGCAAUCGAGUACCGAACAACGAUCGUCCUCGGGGCAAUCGAGUAUCGAACGUUCGUCCUCGGGGGAAAUAAGUACAGAACAAUCGUCCUCGACGGAAAAGAGCACGGAACAAUCGUUCUUAGAGGAAAAGAGCACGGAGCAAUCGACGUCGGAGGGAGACUCCGAAAAACAGUCUCUCCAAGAGAUGGAGUCUGAAGAACAAUCUUCGGUCCAUGAGAUAGACGAACAGUCCGAUGGACAGUCAGUCCACGAGGACGAAAAGCAACCGGCUCAACAGACUCAACAACCUCUGCAACCUCUGCAACCGCCUCAACAACCAGAAGAACAGUCGUCCCGGAAGGCGGAGCUUGAAGAACAGUCGGCGGACGUAGAGUCCGAAGAACCGGCGUCUACCGUGGAAUCCUCGGAAUCGUGGGAACCCUCUUACGUGAAAAGGAAGAAGCAGAGGCGAGUGAAGAGGCAAACGUACAAGGGCAAGCUGCGCGAGAAAUCCGUGGAAAGCCGCAGUAAAAUGGCGCCCUUCUUGCCCGAGAAGCAACUGUGGAACUGGGCGGACGGGCCUUACAGACGAGUCGGGGCGAGGGGCAGAAUCAAGAAGCAAUUUCAUCGUGGGAUAGAGCGCAGCGACGAGACGAUAGAAAUCGGCGACAGCGCGGUCUUCUUAUCGACCAGCAGCGCGGACAGACCUUACAUCGGACAGAUCAUGUCCAUGUGGGAGACCUCGAACACUAACAUGAUCGUCAAAGUCAAAUGGUACUAUCACCCCGAGGAGAGGAAAGGCUCACCGGAAAAUCUCAAAUAUCCGGGUGGUCUGUUCGAGUCAAAUCACUUGGACGAGAACGACGUACAGACAAUCUCUCACAAGUGCGAGGUACUAUCGCUCGAUGAGUAUAUCAAGAGGCUAGGUAAGGAGCCGGAUCAAACCGUCUACGAGAAUAAGGAUGUCUACUAUCUGGCCGGCUCCUAUGAUCCCACGACAUGCCUGACGAGUCCGAAGCCCGGAGUUGUCUGAGAAAAGCUUAAGCUGACGAUUAAGUUAACCGGAGUUACUUAAUGCGCGGUCAGCCAACAAUUCUGCGAAAUCUCUCGACAUGACAACCGCCAUUGUGACGGCGGGCACAAUUUUUCAACGUCUUCCGGAGGAAGAUGAGUCUCGGAAGCUUCUGCUUUAGAGGCGUAGGCGACAUGUCGCGCUUGCAUUUUGAGAAAAAAACUUACGACGAGAGCGUGCAACGAUGAAGAACCGUUUUCUCACGCGUUUCAUGUGUCUUUAUUGCGAAAUGAUUGCUACUGAGAAAUCGGACGUCCACAAGGCACAAGCAUUACUUUAUUCGCGAGAUAUCUGCUGACGCGCUCGAGUUUAAGGACAACUUGCUUAUCGCCGUCGCGCGUUACGUUAUUGAUAUAAUUACUCACCGUGCACAGUUUCGAGAUGCCCUAAUUUUCACUGAUUGACAUUAAUAUAAUUUCAUUUCUCUUAUACCUUUUGUACGUAUGAUGUGACUGUAUGGAGGGCCUCUCCUUUCCACUGUGCUACGUGAAAAGUAACUAAAUAUUCGAGAGGAUAUAAGUAUGAAAGGUUAUAUAUAAAUUAUAUAUAUUAUACUUUUUAAGACACGAAUAAUAUAUGUAUGUAUGUAUAUAUACAUACAUGUACAUAUAUAUAACAGCAAUACAUACAUAUACAUGUAUAUACAUACAUACGUAUAUAAAUAAAUAAAUAAAUAUAUAUAUAUAUAUCGCUAAAUGCACGCGACAAAUUCGACAGCGACAUAGAUUGAUAAACUUCGUAGCCUGCAACUUUCGACCUCGACAACAGGCAAUACUUGUGCCUUGUUUAAAAAAUUCUCCCCCGUAAAAACGUAGUCCGAUUGCCGUUCCAAUUUUCAAAUUAUAAUUAUACUUACAACUUGCACGUAAGAGAGAAAGUGAGAAAGAGAGAGAGAGAUAAAGAGAAAGAUAGACAGCAAAAAAGGGGGAGAAGAAGAGAGAGCAAGAGAGGAAAAAAGAGAAAAUGCUAUGGAUCGAUGCAAUAAUCACACUAAGUGGCAUUAAACGAGGAAGUGAUCGCGAUAAGAAUUAAUUUGCUGUAUAUAUAUAUAUUGUAAAUACAGAAUGUCAAUAGAGAGCGUGUAUCUAAUAUUCGAUUACACGAACACACAUGUACACGUAUACACACACACGCGCGCGCAUCUCAUUAAACGAAUCGCAUCGCAAAAGUGAUGAGAUUCCAGUUUAUACAAUUUAAGUUUUAAGUCGUAAGUUAAUGGCCUGAUUGUAAUAAUAUUUCGAUGUUCGUAACAACAGACGAGCGCGAGAGCAAGAGAGAAAGAGAGAGAACGGGCGAGCGAGCGAAAAAGAGAAAAAGUAUACUAUUUUCAUGUUCGGAUAAUCCAUUUUUUAACUAUUAUUAAUGCGAGGUGCGUGCAUACGCAGUCGAUAAAACGAUAUCGAUAGUUUUAUUAGAACGAGACGAAGACGACACUCGGGUCACUGAUGCGGACGCAAAUUCACACGAAAUCUGAGGAUUUCGCUCGAUUCGUCGUGUAGUCGAAGACGGGAACGACGGGUAGUCACGUUUUACCGUGCGCUAAUCGAUAUCUCGACGCGUUUAUGUAACAGAUAUUUGCAUACUUCGCGACGCGGCCAGACGCCUCUGACCUGGAAUAUCGCGGAUGUAACGAGCGACGAACAACUAAUUCCAUUAACGCUCGUGAGAAAAUCAAUUAUUUAAAUAACAAGCCCGGAUAAAAAUGUUUGAGCGAAACGCGAAGAGAGCGGCCGAAGUGAGCGUAUUAAAACGUCCAACUAAUCGGCAAGCCGCAGCUUUUUCUCGACGUUGCUUAACGAGGUGCCGAAGUGUCGCAGAAAGAAAAAUUUGUCGGCUUGUCGAUAACAUCAGCGACGACGAGCGAUAUCCGCGAUCUCGGCGUAGACUCGACCGACACGGUGUCGAUUCGUCGAAAUUAGAGCUUAAUGUACAAUUUGACGCAAGGCUCGGGCCUAAGAAUACAGGUCGCGGUAUGUGUGUGUGUGCGUGUAUGUGUGAGAAAGAGAAUGAGAGAAUGUACUUAGAUUUUAAGAUCUUUACGCUUCCUCGUAUUGUUUUGCUUGUUUCGUUGCGUUCGUUUACACGAACGAAGUUGAAUUCGUUAUCUUGAACAUAUUAAUUCGUUAUCUUGAACACAUCAAUUCGUUAUCUUGAACACAUCAAUUCGUUAUCUUGAACACAUCAAUUCGUUAUCUUGAAUACAUUAAUUCGUUAUCUUCAACAUUAAUUCGUUAACUCGGGCAUUAAUUCGUUAACUCGAGCAUUAAUUUUUUCCGACACCGCGAAGAUUCUGAUACGUGCUAGGACGGUAAUGUCAAUAUAGCGUGAUGCAAGGUGCUGCAUUAAUUAAUUAUAAAUGAUUUCUACACUGAGAGAAGAGAAAGUAAUCACACACUGAAAGAGUUACAGUUAGAAGAUUUUUAGUGUGUGUUACUGCAGUGUGUUCGCGAGAAUAACUUUACACCCAUAUUGCUACGAAAAGAUAUCAAUUUCCGAAGACACACCUAACUUUGAACAUUCUUGCUGUUUUGGUCUUUAAAUACGGAUAUUCAUGCUUUGAACAUAGAAUAUACUUUCGAAUAUACGUUAAUAUGUAUUUGAAUAUAUAUUCAAUACAUAUAUAUAUAUAUAUAUAUUUUUUUUUUUUUUAUGUUAAAAGUUUAAAUAUUUAUAUUUAAAAAAUAUUAACAUUCAUAUUUAACGAAAAUGACUAUAAUUUCCGUGAAAUUAAUCUUUUUUUUCUCUCAGUAUAGAAAUGAGUCUGCUUUUUCAUUGGAGAACCACCGUGCGAUCAAUGGCGAGAACGCGAUACUUUAAUUUUAAUAAACUUCACAACGCAAUAUAGUUGCAAUCAUCGACCUAUAGUAUGGACUGUGCUAUCCCUUACUUUGUUUGUAUAUGAAACAGGGUCCAGAGAGUAAGUGGGAUAGCAAGUGGCCGCAACUACUUCUAUCUGAUGAAUCUGAUUGGCACUGACUCGAAAAGAUAGAUAUUGGCCGCGAAUUCGUGCUGUCCCACACUGAGACUUACUUUCGAUUUGCGUUGCGCAGUCCAUUCUAUAGGUCGAUAGUUGCAAUAGGAAAAUUCAUGCUCUGAAAAUUGCUGAAAGACAAAGGCCCUUUCUGUCGCUUAUUUAUCGAUAGAAAUGUGUCUAAAAAUGACUUAUUGUCGAUCAGGAGACUCAUGAGUCACUUUUAGAGGCACUUGCAUCA